This is a messenger RNA of Gryllus bimaculatus (two-spotted cricket), 2508 nucleotides long. Lineage: Eukaryota; Metazoa; Arthropoda; Insecta; Orthoptera; Gryllidae. The record is from the annotation of a GenBank genome assembly.
GUUAAGUGAAGGCCCAGCGUUGCCCGCACGCAGAUCGGCCAAGGGCAUGGCCAAGGGUUGGCUUGGCUGCCGGCGUGUGUUGCUUUUGCGGGAGGGACUGAAUUAAUUUAUUUCCUUCCGGCACUUUUAUAUGUCGCUGUAGUGUUGUGGGGUUUUGCGGUAUUUUUAAUGUGGCUCUACUUUCAUUUGUAAUUUGAAAUUAAAAAUAGUUACUAUGUGUUUAUUUGGCCGAUUGUCGCGUGGAAAUUUAAGUGGGAUUUUCAGUGGAUGAGAUCAAAACAAAAAUCGGAAUGAAGACCCAAAACGCGUUCUUCAAUUUUGCCAAAACCGAUCGGUGUAAAUGUGCUUUUUGUUAGGAAUGUAUCUUAGUCGUGUAAUGUUGAACACAAAAACGUAUAUAAUGAAUAACUGUAGUGGUUUGAAGAAACAUAAAAGGUGGUGAUAUGAAGUACACGACUUCUUACUACGUUUUUAUAUGUUAAGUGAAGUACGAAGAUGCCGACAAAUACGAAUAUGCGUCGAGCUAAAGCGAACCUUAUGAAAUCUGCUAUUCACUCGUACUUGAAGCGCCGUCGUUAUUCUGAUUCUGAGCAGAACUUCAAGCAAGAGUACGUCUUCUCAGCCCAUUCAUCUCAGCAGAUGGCUAUAAUGGGCAUAGUUGAUAAGGAGCUAACACCAAAAAAUACAUUUAGUCAUAUUGCAAAUGACACAAGGCAGGUGGAACAUCAGUUCAAUAGGUUGAAGAACUGGAUUGCUGAUCUGAAGGCUGAUAGUUACCGCUAUGAGCUUGAAGCAUUGCUGUGUCCACUGUUUUGCCAUCUCUACUUAGAAAUGCUCUGUGGAAGUCAUCGUCAAUCUGCAUCAAAAUUCUUCGAGCGGCAUCAGGCUUUAUUUGCUUCUCGGGAAAAUAGUCGUAAAUUAUUGGAAGAGUUGGCGGCGUAUGUAUCCAAUAGUCCGGAUGUCAAAGUGAAUACGUAUAUUAAAUCGUUCAGGUCUGCAAAAUAUCAUUUGCAGCUCUCUUUAGAGGCUGUGACAGUGUUGCAAAGGUACCUUUCAGAGCAUGGACAUCUUUUAAUAUUGCAGACAAUGCAAAAGUGGUUUGAUGUUGAAAUAAUGCAGAGCAUCAAACGAGACAAAGAAGAUGACUGUCUGUGGCAGGUGGCAAAUGGAUAUAUAAUACUGAAACGAGGUGAUGAGAAGAAUUGCUUUAUGACUAAAGAAGAGGAUACAUUGAAGCAAGUCGAGGAUGUGAUUCGUACUGUGAAAGAGAAACCGGUUGUAAAUCCUCUUCUUCUCUAUGUAAUUUCAAAUAUUCAUCGAGAUUCUAGAGUUUCCUGCACAACAAUUGAUGAACAAGUAACGUUCCUUGGUGCUGGUGUAAACAAUAGCAUCAAACUUUGGGGCCUUUCUCGGAAAAUGGGCUGUCACUCAAAGUAUUCAUCUAUCAGUCUGCGAACACCAAUGGCACCACUGGCAUCUGAAACUGAAAUACUCCCAGAAAAGCAUGCUAUUACUUUGUAUGGACAUGCAGGACCGGUUCAGGACAUAGCUUUUAUACCCCGAGCCACAUCUCCAGGGGUCCUGGUGUCUGUCUCUCAAGAUGCCACAAUGAGAAGUUGGAGGCUUGAUAGCUAUGAAUGUGCUGCAUCAUACAGAGGCCACAAUCAUGAGAUUUGGUGUUUGGAUGUCAGUUCACUUGGACUCUUUGUAGCAACGGGAUCUCGGGAUAGAACUGCUAGAAUAUGGUCUUUGGACAGAAACUUCCCACUUAGGACAUGUGCUGGGCAUCAUCUGGAUGUAGAAUGUAUUAAAUUUCAUCCCAAUAAUCUGUACUUUGCUACGGGUUCAGCAGACAAAACAGUGAAAAUGUGGUCUGUGAAUGAUGCAAGGUUGUUACGAUUAUUUUUUGGACACACAAGUGCUAUUCAAGCUUUAGGAUUUAGCCCGAAUGGCAAGUUUCUGGCUUCUGCUGAUGAGGACAGAAUUAAAAUUUGGGAUCUUGCCGCUGGGAAGCUUUAUAAAGAAUUUGCAGGACAUACGGGUUCUGUUCUAUCCCUUGCAUGGGAUAAAACUAAUGAGUAUCUCUCUUCUUGUAGCAGUGAUGGAUCUGUUCGCUUGUGGACUACACAGGACCAAGGAGAUUCAAGUGAAAAUCCACCACCCAAUCUUUUGCGGACAUACAGUGUAGGCAGUGGCGUGCUUUCAGUACAGUAUUCAAUUUCGAAUACAUUGUUUCAUGAUAUUUAUGAAGUGAUUAGGUUUUGUAUGCUUUUGGAAGAUCAGGUUUCUGAAGGGUGUGCUAUUGCCCAUUUUCUUAGUUUCAAUGAAGGACUUCUUGUGAGUGACAGGUUAAUAUUUGCAAACUGUUAUCACAGGUUGAUUUCUUGUUUGAAUUGGUGGAAGUUAUUCACCAUUGUGAUAUUUACUAAUGGAUUCGUAGAAAUGACUGAGUCUUUGCAAAGCUUUGAGCAGCAGUGCCUUCGAGCAGUUGUUUCUGUGGGAGGAGAA